Messenger RNA from Daucus carota subsp. sativus, 926 nucleotides. RefSeq lists its product as uncharacterized. The record is from RefSeq and is a predicted model, not a curated record. Bases 84 to 698 code for a protein of 204 amino acids. The transcript has 6 exons. NCBI's taxonomy places the organism in Eukaryota, Viridiplantae, Streptophyta, Magnoliopsida, Apiales, Apiaceae.
UUCUGUUUCUGCAAACAACUUCAUCACAUUCAUUCAAUCUCUCUUAGUCUCUUACCAAAUCACACACAUACAAAAUCAAAGAGAUGGCUUCUUCUUCAAGUUACGUUGUGCUACUUCUGGUUCUUCUAGCUGCGUCUGCUACAGCUAAUCUGUCUCCUGAUGGCUCUCCAAAUUUCGGUGAUAUAUGCAAAGAAGUGAGUUGCGGGAAAGGAACGUGCGAGGCAAAUUUAGGCUCUCAAUUCGGCUUCAAAUGCAAAUGUGAAGCUGGUUGGUCGCGUAACCGUCCUAACCAGGAAGACUUUGAUUUCCUUCCCUGCAUUAUUCCCAACUGUUCCCUGGACUACUCUUGCAUGCCGGCUGCUCCUCCAGCUCCAUCCGUUCCAGCCAACGAAUCUGUGUUUGAUCCUUGCUACUAUGCAUACUGUGGUGAAGGUGAAUGCAAAAAGAACUUGACAUAUGGCCAAACAUGUAACUGCAAGCCAGGAUAUUCGAACCUUCUAAACAUCACAUCCUUCCCCUGCUUCAACGAAUGUGCUCUUGGAUCCGACUGUGAAAGGCUAGGGAUUAACGUCUCAAGAUCAACCUCAGACGACAACAACAACAACAACGAUGAAAAUCAAGCCACUUCUUUUCUACCGGGGAAUUUCCACUGGAUAGGAAUAAUGCUGAUCACUGCUUUAUUAGCUGUGCGUAAUUAGGACCAUUCGGGUUUUUGAUUAAUGUGGUUCUCAUUCUUUUUCAUUCGAGUCCUGUAUUUUCACCAUGUUAUUCUGAGUUGAUAGUAACUAAAUAAGAGCAGCAGUCAUAGUUAGAGGCUGGUCUGUUUGAUAGCAUAUACACAGAUUGUAAUAGCAUUUUCCUUCAUAAAUUUUGUAUGUAACCACAUUUUGUUGUAACAUAUAUAUGGAUUCUGUUUUGUAAACCAA